Messenger RNA from Cryptotermes secundus, 664 nucleotides. RefSeq lists its product as uncharacterized. Bases 95 to 499 code for a protein of 134 amino acids. Gene Ontology annotation, molecular function: nucleic acid binding. Lineage: Eukaryota; Metazoa; Arthropoda; Insecta; Blattodea; Kalotermitidae. The transcript is spliced from 2 exons. The record is from RefSeq and is a predicted model, not a curated record.
GGAUAGAGAAACUAUUCACGUUUGGGUAUCAAACUUUAGAGCAACAGGUUCUGCACUGAAAAAGAAAUCGCCUGGCCGACCUCGGACCGUAACAAUGCCGGAAAAUGUGGCGCGUGUGAGAGCGUUCAUCCAGCAAUCUCCAAAGCGUUCAGCACUUAAACAUGCAGCUGCCCUGGGAUUGUCUGAUAGGAGUGUAAGAAGAAUCCUGCACAGAAAUCUACACAUGCACCCAUACAAAAUGAUGGUUACCCAAGAAUUAAGUGAGAGAGAUUUUGAAACUCGCAAAGCUGCGUGUGAGGACAUUCUUCAGAACAUUCCCUCUGGCGCUGUUUUGAUUUCAUCUGAUGAGGCCCACUUCCACUUGUCAGGUACUGUAAAUAAACAAAAUUUCCGCUACUGGUCAGCAGAAAACCCUCAGGAACUUCACCAACGACCACUUCACAGCCCUCGUGUGACAGUUUGGUGCGCCGUUGCUGAAUUUGGCUUCGUCAAUGUGUGAACAAUGGAGGACGCCAUUUACCGGAAAUAAUUUUUAAAACCAAGUAAUGUAAAAUAGCAUCGUAUUUGUUGUUCACAAAUAAAAGUAUUUUUUCUGUAUCUUUCUUUGUUUGUUUGUAACUGCCUUUUGAAAUACGGGAGGUCGAUUUGCCAGACCCUGUAUAAU